UUGGACUAGAUGAUCUCCAGAGGUCCCUUCCAACCUCAAGCAUUCUUUGAUACUGUGGUUAUGGGCUACUGGGGGGCAUCACUGCAUGGCUGUGGCCCAAGCUCCCUCAAUCAUCGUUGCAGGUAUUCCAGGUCCGCAAAGUGCAGGGUACCAACAUGGGCAAGAUCUUUGCCAUGAAGGUCCUGAAGAAGGCCAAAAUCGCCUGCAACGCCAAGGACACGGCGCACACGCGGGCUGAGAGGAACAUCCUGGAGGCCGUCAAGCAUCCCUUCAUCGUCGACCUCAUGUACGCCUUCCAGACGGGCGGCAAGCUCUAUCUCAUCCUGGAGUGCCUAAGCGGUGGAGAACUCUUCAUGCAGCUUGAGCGGGAGGGCAUCUUUCUAGAGGACACUGCCUGUUUCUACCUUAGUGAGAUCACGUUGGCGCUGGGCCACCUGCACUCCAAUGGCAUCAUCUACCGAGACCUCAAGCCGGAGAACAUCAUGCUCAACAGCCAAGGCCACAUCAAGCUGACAGACUUCGGGCUGUGUAAAGAGUCGAUCCAUGACGGGGCUGUGACGCACACCUUCUGCGGCACCAUCGAGUACAUGGCCCCGGAGAUACUGGUCCGCAGUGGGCACAACCGGGCAGUGGACUGGUGGAGCCUGGGCGCCCUGAUGUACGACAUGCUCACAGGAUCGCCCCCCUUCACAGCUGAGAACCGCAAGAAAACCAUUGAUAAAAUCCUCAAGGGCAAGCUGGUGCUGCCACCCUACCUGACACCCGAUGCCCGAGACCUGCUCAAGAAGUUCCUCAAGCGAAACCCCAGCCAGCGGGUCGGGGGGGGCCCGGGCGACGCAGCUGAUGUGCAGAAGCAGCCCUUCUUUCGCCACAUCAACUGGGACGACCUCCUGGCCCGCAAGCUCGACCCUCCCUUCAAGCCCUGCCUGGAUGAGGAUGCUCACGCACACCCUGCCACCCACAGGCCUGAGACCGCCCCCCCCAACCGCCCCUAG
This is a messenger RNA of Struthio camelus australis, 995 nucleotides long. Lineage: Eukaryota; Metazoa; Chordata; Aves; Struthioniformes; Struthionidae. The record is from RefSeq and is a predicted model, not a curated record.